This is a messenger RNA of Aspergillus novofumigatus IBT 16806, 835 nucleotides long. Its product is annotated as putative snRNP and snoRNP protein. The coding region runs from base 14 to 394 and encodes 126 amino acids. Gene Ontology annotation, biological process: maturation of SSU-rRNA; ribosome biogenesis; mRNA splicing, via spliceosome. Gene Ontology annotation, cellular component: precatalytic spliceosome; box C/D methylation guide snoRNP complex; U4/U6 x U5 tri-snRNP complex. The record is from RefSeq and is a predicted model, not a curated record. Gene Ontology annotation, molecular function: RNA binding. The transcript is spliced from 4 exons. NCBI's taxonomy places the organism in Eukaryota, Fungi, Ascomycota, Eurotiomycetes, Eurotiales, Aspergillaceae.
CUCACUUCAAACAAUGUCUGGUGAAACUUCUGCCGCCUGGCCCAUUGCCGACGAGGCCCUCACCCAGAACCUCCUGGAUUUGGUGCAGCAGGCUUCUCACUACCGUCAGCUGAAGAAGGGUGCGAACGAGGCUACCAAGACUCUCAAUCGUGGUACCGCCGAAAUUGUCAUCCUCGCUGCCGACACCUCCCCUCUGGCUAUCCUGCUUCACCUUCCUCUUCUUUGCGAAGAUAAGAACGUUCCUUACGUGUACGUUCCUAGCAAGCUCGCUCUGGGCCGUGCGACUGGUGUCUCCCGUCCCGUGAUUGCGGCCAGCAUCACCACCAACGAAGCCAGUGACCUGAUGGGCCAGAUCAGAACCAUCAAGGACAAGGUCGAGAGACUGAUGAUCUAAACAUGGUUCGAUCUGUGGAUGAGUGAGGCAAUUCCAGAGUUUUGCCCUUACAGUACGAGCUGGUCGACAUGGCCCAGACUGUAAGAGUGCAUGAAUCAUCGAGGCAAAUCACGAGUCUAUCUUCAAAUUGAACUCGUGAUACGAAUGAUUCAGGAAGUUGUCAAGGGGUUGAAUAUUUUGCCUGUACUUCUUCUCAUGUCUUUGGAUAAUUGCUAUAUCUCGCUCGUCACAUUGAGUGUCACCAAUGAAGUGAGUUGUUUGACCACUCAUCCCUCUUUUGGAGAAAUAUGCAGCGUAGGGAGAUAUGAACAAAAAAAUAAUUAUUAGACUAGAAAUAUUUCGACAGUGAGAACUAGUUAGAUAGAAGUGAUGGCGAAAUCGUCUAUGCGCCUUGGCACUGCAGGAUGAGCGGCGUGACUAAAUCGAACUAGUGGACCAUAG